AUGCUCCUGACUAAAAAUUCUUCAGUUUGUUCCCUGGUGUCUCAUAUUAUUUUGGGAUACUUAUUUACUUCUCACAACAUCAUUGUCUCUGCAUAUGAUUUCGUGAUAAUUGGCGGCGGAACCUCUGGUCUCGUGAUAGCCAAUCGUCUAUCAGAAAUUCCCAACAUUACUAUCGCUGUAAUCGAGGCCGGCUUUUCGGUUCUUAACAAUACAAAUGUCAGCAGUGUGGAUGGAUUCACAUUAGGUCUUAACACAGCAAUUGACUGGCAAUAUGCGACGACGAGUCAGACGUAUGCUGGUGGUAGAAUACUGGGCUAUAAUGCUGGAAAAGCAUUAGGGGGAACGAGCACGAUUAAUGGAAUGACCUACGUGCGCGCAGCAUUGCAACAAAUUGAUUCAUGGCAAGUUGGACUUGGAAAUACCGGUUGGAAUUGGUCUACACUCUAUCCAUACUACAAGAAGAGCGAGAGUUUUACAAUUCCAACUCCAGCUCAAACAGCAGCAGGCGCAUCGUAUAUCCCGGCGUUUCACGGACAAAAUGGACCUCUUAAAGUUGGAUAUGCGUAUGAUCUUAACAACGGCACACUUUUCUCUCAAGUAGGAAGAGCGUGGGAAUCUCUCGGCGUGAAGAGAAGUCGGGAUAUAAAUGGCGGAAACGUAACUGGACACAUGGUGGGGCCAUCUACACUGGACCGAGAGAAGAAUGUCAGAGAAGAUGCCGCAAGAGCUUAUUACUAUCCUGUACAGGGUAGGCCAAACUUGCAUGUAUUUUUGAAUACUACUGCCAGAAGAAUUGCUUGGGCUGGUAAUUUGGGAGCAACGUAUACGGCGGGUGGUGUAGAAGUCUUAAACUCGAACGGGGAGAUUGAGAUUAUCAAUGCGACAAAGGAGGUUAUUGUUUCAGCUGGAAGUUUAAGAUCCCCAGCGAUUUUGGAGCUUUCCGGUAUCGGGAAUCCAAUCAUCUUGCAAAAAUAUGGUAUACCAACCAAGAUAAUUCUUCCUGGCGUAGGAGAAAAUCUUCAAGAUCAGCCUAACAACGCAUUUGCCUAUGAAAGCAAUUCUACGUACAACGGAACUGUGCCAUAUGUAACGUAUGCUCCAUUAUCCUCCAUUCUCCCGAGUGUUCCAGCUGCGAAUCUCAGUACUUGGGCAUCGUCGAUAUCGGCAGCAAUCAAUGGUUCCAUUUCACCUGGCGCCAUGAAUUACCUCUUGACCAUACAAAAUGAUCUCAUCAAUCAAAAUGUCCCUGAUAUCGAGGUCAUCUUCGGGAACACAGUUAACACCGGAUCUGGACCCGUCCAAGUGGCGAUUGCGAAAUGGACACGAAAAUUUUGGGCAGCCAAAGCAUUGGCGAGCGCAUUUUUGGAAAUGUCACCAGGAUAUUCUGUCGUUCCCAAGAAUGCUACGGAUUCGCAGUGGGAAACUUGGAUCAAAUCAACAUUUGGCUCAAACAAUCAUCCUGUUGGCACGUGCUCUAUGCAGGGGAUAGCGUCUGGCGGAGUCGUGGAUUCGAAUUUGAAGGUCUAUCGUACCAGUAAUGUGCGAGUAGUCGAUGCAUCCAUUCUGCCUCAUCAGCUUAGUGGACAUUUGACUAGCACAUUAUAUGCUGUUGCAGAGAAGGCAAGCGACAUCAUCAAGAACAUGUAUGGUUUCGCAUAG
Botrytis fragariae is the source of this 1659-nucleotide messenger RNA. RefSeq names its product putative glucose oxidase protein. The transcript is spliced from 5 exons. The record is from RefSeq and is a predicted model, not a curated record. Gene Ontology annotation, molecular function: flavin adenine dinucleotide binding; oxidoreductase activity, acting on CH-OH group of donors. The coding region runs from base 1 to 1659 and encodes 552 amino acids. NCBI's taxonomy places the organism in Eukaryota, Fungi, Ascomycota, Leotiomycetes, Helotiales, Sclerotiniaceae.